CGCCGAGUCGAAGCUCGCGCUCGUGCGUGCGCGUGCGCGUGCGCGUUUUCCCCUUCGGAAAUCGUGUGGGAAUUCGAGGCGUCUGCGUUGGUGCCGGUAGUGAUUGUGGUCGUCAGUGCGAUUGCCGUUUGACGCUGGUUUUAAUCUCAUCCAGGCCGGAGCUUGUUUCGUCUCACUUUCCGGUUUUGUGUAUAUAUAUGGCGGUGGCGAGUUCAGGUUUUGUGUUUGCUGACGCCUUGGCUCGGUUGGGGUCUUUGAUGAAUGUGAUGCUUAGUUCUUUCUUUCUUUGUGUGUCGAGCAUCGUGCUUUGUUCAAUGCGCGGUUGCAUUUGCGAUGAUUGCGUGUUUUUCUCCAGGCGACGGCAUGCCAUUUUUGCUGGGGAUACUGUAGUAUACAAUUUGUAAUUAUAUUAGUUAUCGCUGCGGCACGCUGCGCCUUGUCGUUUGACGAUGAUGUCCAAUGUCGUUGCGCGUGCCGUGGGGGCCUCUGUUAUCGGAAAUUUAGCCCGUGGCCUUGUCACAGCUUCAAAAGGUGAUGGCUUGAUGAUGUAGUAAGGUCUUUUCUCCUGACUGGUUUGCGGUAGAAAGUGGUGUGUGAGAUUCCAUUUCUAGGGACCAGAAGGGCCUGGGUGAGGUGCUUUUGCCGACUUUCAGCUUUCACUCGGUUUCUGAUGAUAUACUUGGUUUUUCGAUAUUGGACUGGAAGGGGCAUCAGUAGUAACAAAGGAUUGGUGGAGCAAUUACAGAAUUAUGGAGUUAUCAGGUCCAAGAAAGUGGCUGAAGUGAUGGAGAAACUUGACAGGGGUCUGUUUGUCCCAGAGGGUGCCCCUGCUUAUGUCGAUAGCCCCAUGCCUAUUGGUCAUAAUGCUACUAUUUCCGCACCUCAUAUGCACGCGACAUGCCUCGAGUUACUGGAGAAAAACUUGCAACCUGGCAUGCGUGCAUUAGACAUUGGAUCAGGCACAGGUUAUUUAACAGCAUGCUUUGCCAUGAUGGUUGGCCUGCAAGGUCGUGCAGUAGGUGUUGAACAUAUUUCUGAGUUAGUCGCUGAUUCAGUGAAGAAUGUUCAGAGAAGUGCCGCAGCUCCCUUGCUAAAAGAAGGAGCCCUGUCACUUCAUGUGGGUGAUGGGAGACUAGGAUGGCCUGAGCAUGCACCCUACGAUGCGAUCCAUGUGGGAGCUGCCGCCCCAGAGAUACCCAAAGCACUAGUGGACCAGCUGAAGCCAGGUGGGAGAAUGGUGAUUCCAGUUGGGAAUGUAUUUCAGGAUCUGAAAGUGGUGGAUAAGAACUCUGAUGGUUCCAUCAGUGUUCACGACGAGACGUCUGUGCGUUACGUCCCUCUCACCAGUCGAGAUGCACAGCUAAGGGGGUUCUAAGGUUGGAUACUUCUCAGAAAAUUUAGUCGGUCUGCACGUGUGGAGUUAUAUGUUGUGUCCGGUCCCAUACAGUUGCAUUUUCUCUUUACCACUAAUGUGUACAGGCUAAGCUAAAGAAGACGGAAGAGACACCAAGUAGAGAGUAGGCAAAUAACUCGUGUAAGCUAUCCUCUGUAAGUUUGUUAUGAACUGCAAGAAUUUAUGAAGCAUAUGGUAAUGAUGUUUGGAAUACCUAGACAAUCCAUUCCACUUCAAAAAUUGUAAGGUUCAUAUGAA
This is a messenger RNA of Eucalyptus grandis, 1651 nucleotides long. Its product is annotated as protein-L-isoaspartate O-methyltransferase 1. The record is from RefSeq and is a predicted model, not a curated record. Lineage: Eukaryota; Viridiplantae; Streptophyta; Magnoliopsida; Myrtales; Myrtaceae. Gene Ontology annotation, biological process: protein modification process. The coding region runs from base 671 to 1375 and encodes 234 amino acids. The transcript is spliced from 4 exons. Gene Ontology annotation, cellular component: cytoplasm. Gene Ontology annotation, molecular function: protein-L-isoaspartate (D-aspartate) O-methyltransferase activity.